CUCAUCAUGCUUCCAAUCAGAAAAACACGUAACAAACAAAAUCUUCAACGCUUCUCCAGCUGGAAAAUUCAAUGGCCCGCACUAUGUCAAAUCGUAUUCAAGCUUGAUUAUCUACAUCAUCAUAAGACCCCCUCAGAAACUCCCACUCUUGGUAACAAGUUAGUCCAGUGGCUCACUCAGGACUAAUCUAGUCCUUGAUUUACCCUCUUUUCCUCUUCCCUUCUCUACUGCCUUUUUCCUUUAUUGACUAUCAAAAAGGUUUUUUAGCACCCUUCUUCC
This is a messenger RNA of Mycotypha africana, 279 nucleotides long. RefSeq lists its product as uncharacterized. NCBI's taxonomy places the organism in Eukaryota, Fungi, Mucoromycota, Mucoromycetes, Mucorales, Mycotyphaceae. The record is from RefSeq and is a predicted model, not a curated record. The transcript has a single exon. The annotation marks the transcript as partial.